Vicia faba (fava bean) is the source of this 1746-nucleotide messenger RNA. The record is from the annotation of a GenBank genome assembly. Lineage: Eukaryota; Viridiplantae; Streptophyta; Magnoliopsida; Fabales; Fabaceae.
AUGACUAUACUCUCUACAAUUUGGCUAUUACCUCUCUUUACUUUCAUUUAUGUUAAUGGUGUUCUUCCUAUUGAAGCUACUCACCAUGUUUAUAGAGAACUUGAGAGUUUGUCUUCUGAUGAAUAUUCUACAAAUCAACCUUAUAGAACUGGUUAUCAUUUUCAACCUCCAAAGAAUUGGAUAAAUGAUCCUAAUGGUCCAUUGAUUUAUAAAGGAGUUUAUCAUUUAUUCUACCAAUACAACCCUAAAGGUGCACAAUGGGGAAAUAUAGUAUGGGCACAUUCAGUUUCAACUGAUCUUAUAAACUGGAUCCCACUAGAUCCAGCCAUCUUUCCAUCUCAACCGUCGGAUAUAAACGGUUGUUGGUCAGGAUCAACCACAAUCCUUCAUGGUAACAAACCAUCAAUUCUAUACACAGGAAUCAACAAACUGAACCACCAAGUUCAAAAUUUAGCAUAUCCUAAAGAUUUCUCUGAUCCUUUUCUAAGGGAAUGGAUCAAGUCACCAGAAAAUCCAGUAAUUGAACCAACUAGUGAAAAUAAAAUUAAUGCAAGUUCAUUUAGAGAUCCAACUACUGGUUGGCUAGGAAAAGAUGGAAAAUGGAGGGUUAUUGUUGGUAGCAAAAGAAGUACUAGAGGGAUUGCAAUUUUGUACAAGAGUAAAGAUUUUGUUAAAUGGAAAAAAUCUAAGCACCCUUUGCAUUCAGCUAAGGGCACUGGAAUGUGGGAGUGUCCUGAUUUUUUUCCUGUGUUGAAAAAUGGAAUUAAGGGUGUUGAUACAUCAUUGAAUGAUGAUUAUGUUAGACAUGUUCUUAAGGUUAGUUUAGAUGAUAAGAAACAUGAUUAUUAUUUAAUUGGGAGUUAUGAUGAGGAAAAAGACAGAUUUGUCCCUGAUAGAGGUUUUGAAGAGGUGGAGAUUGAGGAGGUUUUUAGAUAUGAUUAUGGGAAAUAUUAUGCUUCAAAAACUUUCUUUGAUUAUGAGAAAAAUAGAAGGAUUUUGCUUGGUUGGGUUAAUGAAUCUUCAAGUAUUCCUGAUGAUAUCAAGAAAGGAUGGUCUGGAAUCCAUACAAUUCCAAGAACUAUUUGGUUACAUGAGUCAGGAAAACAGUUGGUACAGUGGCCAGUUGUAGAAAUUGAGAAGCUGCGAGUAAAUCAUGUCAACUUGCCCACCAAACUUCUCAAGGGAGCUGAACUUCUUCAAAUUAAUGGUGUCACAGCAUCACAAGCUGAUGUUGAGAUUGCAUUUGAAGUGAAUAAAAAUACCAUUGGAGAAGCUGAAGUUUUAGAGAAAUUGCCAGACCCUCAAAUUCUGUGUAGCCAAAAGGGUACAUCAGUAAAAAGUGGUCUAGGACCUUUUGGUUUGUUUGUUUUUGCUUCAAAAGGGUUACAAGAGUUCACAUCAGUGUUCUUUAGAAUAUUCGGAUUCCAAAACAAAAACAUAGUCCUCUUUUGUAGUGACCAAAGCAGGUCUUCUUUGAAUAAAGAUAAUGAUUUGACUAGUUAUGGGACUUUUAUAGACGUGGAUGUUCUUCAUGAGAAGCUGUCAUUGAGAACUUUGAUUGAUCACUCUGUGGUAGAGAGUUUUGGUGGAGAAGGAAAGGCAUGCAUUACAGCUAGAGUUUAUCCAACAUUGGCUGUCAAUGAUAAAGCACUUAUUUAUGCUUUCAAUAAUGGAACUACUGAUGUCAAGAUCACAAGUUUGAAUGCUUGGAGCAUGAAGAAAGCACGGUUAAAUGGAAAAUUAUAA